Chaetura pelagica (chimney swift) is the source of this 4005-nucleotide messenger RNA. It is a transcript of the gene SALL3, whose product is annotated as spalt-like transcription factor 3. Gene Ontology annotation, biological process: regulation of transcription by RNA polymerase II. The record is from RefSeq and is a predicted model, not a curated record. Bases 1 to 4005 code for a protein of 1334 amino acids. Gene Ontology annotation, molecular function: RNA polymerase II cis-regulatory region sequence-specific DNA binding; DNA-binding transcription factor activity, RNA polymerase II-specific. The transcript has 3 exons. NCBI's taxonomy places the organism in Eukaryota, Metazoa, Chordata, Aves, Apodiformes, Apodidae. Gene Ontology annotation, cellular component: nucleus.
AUGUCUCGUCGAAAGCAAGCCAAACCCCAGCACCUCAAAUCGGACGAAGAGCUGCAGGCGGAGGUGGUUUCGGAGCACGCAGCCCCAGGAGAAGGAGCAGAUGAUGGUGACAGCGGGAACGAGAGCAGGAGCGGAAGCGAAGAAACCAAUGUUUGUGAGAAGUGCUGCGCCGAGUUCUUCAAGUGGACAGACUUCCUGGAGCACAAGAAGAGCUGCACUAAAAACCCUUUGGUGCUGAUCGUGAAUGAAGAUGAAGCAGCUCCACCCCCUGCUGAGGAGUUCCCUGAGCCCUCUCCUGCUAGCUCUCCUAGUGACCAGGCAGAGAGUGAAGCCGCUGAAGAAGGCGUCCAGGCAGAAAACAAUGAUAGCUCUGAGAUAAAAACCACGGAAAAGGAAGAAGAGCCAAUGGAGGUAGAAACUCCUGCAGAAAAAAAUUUCCCGAAUCAAGGCACCUCAAACACAGCUACUCCUCUACCUCAGAUCCCUGAACCAUCUUCCAUGACAAGCUAUAACAUGCCAAACACUAAUGUCACACUAGAGACUCUGCUGAGCACUAAAGUGGCGGUGGCGCAGUUCUCGCAGAGCGCCCGGACUGCUGCUUCUGCCAGCAUCAGCAGUGGGGUGACGGCCGUGGCCAUCCCCAUGAUCCUGGAGCAGCUGAUGGCCCUGCAGCAGCAGCAGAUUCACCAGCUCCAGCUCAUCGAGCAGAUCCGCAGUCAGGUGGCGAUGAUGAACCGCCAGCCGCUACGGCCAUCUCUAAAUCCAGUCCUGGCCGCCCAGGGGGGACCCGGGCAGGCAUCCAACCAGCUGCAGGGAUUUGCCACCAGCGCUGCCGUCCAGCUUACUGCAGUCAUUCCUUCUGCCCUCGUGGGUCAGGCUGCCAGCGGCCAGCCGGCUGCCUUUGAUGGCUCUCAGCACAUCUCAAGGCCUACGUCUGGAGCAAGUACACCCAAUAUAUCCAGCGGUGGCUCUUCUGCCCAACCUGAAUCAACUAUGCCCUCCUCCUCAAACGCAAUUACGUCCAUAACUGCUGUUUCCGUGUCAAAUGCUCCUAACAGUGCUUCGCAGCCUCAGAACGCUUCGACUUCGCCUUCAAUAGGACAUGGAAGCCUCACCUCAGUGUCCAACCUGCCAAACCCACUUCUACCUCAGUCUUCGUCAAAUAGCGUGAUCUUCCCCAAUCCACUGGUUAGCAUUGCUGCAACUGCUAACGCGCUGGAUCCUCUGUCCGCCCUUAUGAAGCACCGCAAAGGAAAGCCACCCAACGUGUCAGUGUUUGAACCUAAGUCGAGCUCCGAGGAUCCCUUUUUUAAACACAAAUGCCGAUUUUGUGCCAAGGUCUUUGGAAGUGACAGUGCUUUACAGAUUCACCUCCGCUCGCACACAGGCGAAAGACCUUUCAAAUGUAACAUAUGCGGCAACCGCUUUUCCACAAAGGGCAACCUGAAGGUUCAUUUUCAGAGGCAUAAAGAGAAAUACCCUCAUAUUCAGAUGAACCCUUACCCUGUUCCAGAAUACCUCGAUAAUGUGCCCACCUGCUCUGGAAUCCCAUACGGAAUGUCACUGCCCCCUGAAAAGCCGGUCACAACAUGGUUAGACAGCAAGCCUGUUUUACCGACUGUCCCAACUUCCAUCGGGCUCCAGCUGCCCCCCACUAUACCUGGUAUGACUAGCUACGGAGAUUCUCCAAGUAUCACUCCCAUGAGCAGGUCACCCCAGAGGCCUUCUCCUGCCUCCAGCGAAUGCACUUCUCUAUCCCCGAGCCUCAACACUUCUGAGUCAGGCGUUGCAGUGUCUGCAGAAUCCCCGCAGCCCGUUCAGAGCGGCUCAUCUGUGCCCAAAGUAGAACCUGUCACUCUGCCUCCCACGAGCACGAGGCUCGGGGACCUUUCUGCAGGUGGGAAAGUUUCCACAGCUUCCACGUCUUCAAUUCCUACUGCUGUUACGGACAGCAGUGUUGCAACGAGCCUCCCAAACCCUGUGCUUCCAGCAGUGUCUGACCAUUUCAAGGCAAAGUUUCCAUUUGGUGGUCUGCUAGACUCUAUGCAAACAUCAGAAACCUCAAAACUACAACAGCUAGUGGAGAACAUUGAUAAGAAGAUGACAGAUCCAAAUCAAUGCGUCAUUUGUCACCGUGUGCUUAGUUGUCAGAGCGCUCUCAAGAUGCAUUACAGAACGCAUACAGGAGAAAGACCAUUUAAAUGCAAAAUUUGUGGACGUGCCUUUACUACGAAAGGCAAUCUAAAAACACAUUUUGGAGUUCAUCGAGCGAAGCCACCACUUAGAGUACAGCACUCGUGUCCCAUUUGUCAAAAGAAAUUUACAAAUGCGGUUGUUCUUCAGCAGCACAUUCGUAUGCAUAUGGGCGGGCAAAUUCCAAACACGCCGCUACCAGAGGGCUUCCAGGAUGCCAUGGACUCAGAGCUUUCUUAUGAUGAGAAGAACGUUGACACACUGAGCAACUUCGAUGAUGACAUUGAUGAAAAUUCCAUGGAAGAGGACCCAGAGCUAAAGGACACAGCAAGUGACUCCUCCAAACCCCUUAUCUCUUACUCUGGGUCGUGUCCUUCUUCACCACCUUCUGUGAUCUCCAGUAUUGCUGCUCUGGAGAAUCAAAUGAAAAUGAUUGAUUCUGUCAUGAACUGUCAGCAGCUGACCAGUUUAAAAUCCAUAGAAAAUGGAUCAGGGGAAAGUGACCAUUUGAGCAAUGAUUCUUCAUCGGCCGUUGGUGAUCUUGAAAGCCAGAGUGCAGGCAGCCCUGCAAUGUCAGAGUCUUCUUCCUCCAUGCAAGCUUUGUCUCCUGUAAAUAGCAAUAGUGAAAGUUUCAGAUCAAAGUCCCCAGGUCUCAGUAACCAGGAAGAACCACAAGAAAUACAGUUAAAGACAGAAAAACCAGACAGUCCACCACCUGCAACUGAAAAUGGAGGCGCAUUAGAUCUGACAUCUACCAACCCAGGAAGACCGGUCAUCAAAGAGGAGGCUCCUUUUAGCCUGCUGUUCCUGAACAGAGAACGUGGUAAGUUUAAAAGUACUGUUUGUAAUAUCUGUGGCAAGCCUUUUUCUUGUAAGAGUGCAUUGGAAAUUCACUACCGCAGCCAUACUAAAGAACGUCCAUUUGUUUGUACAGUCUGCAAUCGUGGGUGUUCCACUAUGGGUAAUUUAAAACAGCACUUACUGACGCACAAAUUAAAAGAGCUGCCUUCUCAGUUAUUUGAACCCAACUUUACUCUAGGUCCCAGCCAAAGUACUCCUAGCCUGGUCACCAGUACAGCGCCUACCAUGAUCAAAAUGGAAGUGAAUGGUCACAGCAAGCCGAUCUCUUUGGGUGAGGUUCCCUCGCUUCCAGCUGGAAUCCAGGUUCCUGCUGCACCACAGACAGUGAUGAGUCCGGGGAUCACCCCUAUGCUGGCACCCCCCCCUCGCCGGACUCCCAAGCAGCACAACUGUCAGUCGUGCGGGAAGACCUUCUCCUCAGCAAGUGCACUGCAGAUACACGAGCGCACCCAUACUGGUGAAAAACCAUUUGGUUGCACAAUCUGUGGUAGAGCUUUUACCACAAAGGGGAAUCUUAAGGUUCACAUGGGAACUCACAUGUGGAAUAAUGCUCCUGCACGCCGCGGCCGCCGCCUCUCUGUGGAAAAUCCCAUGGCUCUGCUCGGUGGCGACGCACUCAAGUUCUCUGAGAUGUUCCAGAAGGAUUUGGCAGCUCGGGCCAUGAACGUUGACCCAAAUUUUUGGAACCAAUACGCUGCAGCUAUCACUAAUGGACUUGCUAUGAAGAACAAUGAGAUUUCUGUCAUACAGAACGGAGGCAUUCCCCAGCUCCCAGUAAGUCUAGGCGGAGGCGCCAUCCCGCCUCUAAGUAACCUUACCGGUGGCAUGGACAAAGCUCGCACGGGCAGCAGCCCUCCCAUUGUGGGUCUGGACAAAGCAAGUUCUGAAACAGGAGCCAGUCGUCCAUUCACCAGAUUUAUUGAGGAUAAUAAAGAGAUUGGCAUAAAUUAA